GACAACAGCGACGACGACCGAUGAACGAUGUCGCGCUACCCGACGCAGACCAAAACAAAAUGGCCGAUCCCUCGGCGGCACCGUUGUUUACUCGUUUAGGGAGACGUUCUGACGCGGACGCGACGAGAGCGGUGAGGCGAGGCACGCUUGCUUAUUGAUUCUCUUGCUGCUACCGCGCGCGUCACACGCUCCGCGUCUCGGUAACGACGAGGAGAGCAGGCAUUGUUGCGGUGCUGGUAAUCACUCGUCGCGGACAAAAGCAUGAAUCCCGCGGAAACUCCGUUGACAACGCUGCCGUUUAUUAUCCGGGAACGCGCGUAACGUCGUGCUUGAUGCUCGAGAGUACUUCACUGAUCGACAGAGGGAUUGAUUCACGAAACUUUUUGCGAACGCGAACUCUUGAACAAUUUCGCGCCCAGACAAGCAAGAUGUCCAAUUCAUACAUCAUCGAGCCACAGGAGAGCUCUGAGAAGAAAGAUGAUACGUUAAUCAUCGUUGUCAACGAUGACGGAGUAAUAUCCGUCGAUCAAGCGACUCUACAAAAUUUGAUAAUGAAUCAAACGAGUGCUAAUGUAAGCGUGGUAAGAUUGGGACAAGCUGACACAGACAAUGAAAAUGGGGAUAUAACCUUGACAGUAGAUCCACCGACAUUUGUUCAUUCUACAUCAAGCUCAAUAAACGCCAAUGCCAGUACUGACCCAAGUGGACUGGUAGAUCCUUUUAUGGAUCUGGAGAUGGAUCCAGAACAGCUGGAAACAUUACAAACGGCUCUUCAAAGUGAAGAGGCAAAACAAAUACUUGGAGAAAAUGUCACUGCAAUGCUUGAUAUGCUAUCAAAAGAAGAGUUGCAGAACACUAUGCGAUAUAAUGUACAACUAGACCAUUGUUACACAAGCCGAUUUUCACCUAGCGAUCCAAUGCCAAGAGACCCUUUACCAGUCGUCGAUGAUUUACCUGAAUCCACUGAUGUACAAUUUAUACAAACAUCCUCUCCUCGAACAACUAUAAUGUCAUCAUCUAUUAAUAACACGGACAAUGCUGGAGUUAAAAGCAAGAAUAUUGUAAAAAAUAUAAAUGUAUCAUUACAAAACAAGCAAAUAAACAGGCCAAUACGUAAAAUGCCUGUGUCUACACUUGCAACUGGGCCUUCUAGAGCUAAUACAGGCAUUGUUGGGACUCCUAAAUUGCCAGCACAUCAGUCAAUGCCAAGAAAUAUAACAAAUGUCCAACAAGGAGCAACUAAAUUACAAGCCAAAAAUAACAAAGAAGAGGAAGAAGAAGAUGAUGAAAUUACAGAAUCGUCUACAGAGUCUUCGGAACCAGAACCACCGUCCGAUAAUGAUAACGAUUCUGAUUUUGGCCCUCGUAGCUCCAGGAGAAGUAAUGCUAGAUCUCGAGGAGGACGAAAGGGUCUUACUACAAGAGGUGGUAGCAUGACAGCUAUUCGAAGAAGAGGUCAAAAGCAGUUGGAUAUAGAACAAGUGCGGCGAUUAGACAGGGAGAUGGCUGCUGCCGUUAAUGCAAUGAAAACUCCUGAAAAAGACGAUAAAUCAGAGAGAUUUAAUCCUACUAAGAGUAAGAGACAAGUCAAGACAUUUGGUGGGAAAAAGAAAGAAGAAUUGCAGUUUACAGAAAUGUCUCCAUCUCCGUCUCAAGAAUCGCCACCAACAUACGAAAAACCACUACAAACGACAAAUCAAGUGAAAGCAAAUUUAAUUAGCGCCAAUAUGAUCAAAGGUGAUAUGGUACUGACCAAACCCGGUCAAGGACGAGCCAAUCAAAAGGUUACGUUUAUUCCAAAACAUGUUUCAAUGAAAUCGAACGAACUUAAGAAUAUCGGGCUUAAAAAGACCGUAUUGGUUUCAAAAGAAAAGCUUGUUAGUCAAACUGGUACAAAAUUUUUCACGACCAAAGAUGGGAAAUUACUGCAAAUACCAAUGACGUCUAAGAGUCCAGUGAAUCCGAAUGUGCAGAUUUCUCCAACAAAAACGUUAGUAGCGCAACAAGUUGGAUUACAUCAGUCUGUGACACAGCAACAAAAUGUGGCCCAAGACUCGCCGAUACCUCAACAACCAAAAACUGUUUUAUCAGUCAGCAAUUCGCCGAUAAAAAUCAAGUCUGGUGAUGUAAAGAGAGAAAAGAGAAAAUCUGACGGCAGCAUAGAAUCACUUUCAAAGGGAGAAGAAAAUUCCACAAAAACUGCCGAGAUCAAGACGUUAGAUAGUGCGAAGAAACCUAAAAGAGAUAAUCGAAAAGCUGCGGGCUACGUAGUUGAUACUUUGGGUCCCGCGCUUUUUUCAACACCGGACAUAAUUCGACGAGUGGGUUCAAAUAGUGAUGGGAAAGUCACAGAUAAUCCUGCAACACCUACAACUCCGACUACACCUUUUGCAACAGUAGUACCUACAUCUGGAUCACCAACUAGCUCUAUUCCCACAACCGUUUCAUUGAAUAUUGGCAUCAUUCCUGAUUCAAAUGUAGUGCAGAACACUUCUAAUCCUAUUAACAAAAAGACAAUAUUUAAUACUUCUGAACAGUCUGUUCUGUCAGAAUCGCAAUUAAAUGUCGAUGGAAACAAUAGUGUAACGACAGGAAGCGAAAACGAACAAAAAACAGAAACAAAGACGCCACUGACGGAAGAGUUACAACCGUCAUUAGAUACAGGUGGAAUUGAAGGAGAAGACCAUUUAUUAGCUACUUUAGAAAUGGAAGCCAGCAAACACGAGGAAGACCUAUUCGCUGAAGCGUUGUUGUUACAGGAGGAACUUGGAGUUGAUUUAGCCGAGCAUGCUGCAUUAAGUGAUCCCAGGCAACGAGUGAUUCCGGAACCGUUGGCAUCAAGUAGUAUGCUUAUAUCACCUACGAUAGUAUCAUCUGAACAAGACUCUAAAUCAGCCGAAGUAAUAUCAACGGUACAAACACCUGUUUCGAAAGAAACAAACAAAAAGCCUUUGAAAGACGAUAAAGAGCCAAUUGAAAUUGUUCGAGGCAAUCGUGUGAUUAAGUUACCUCCUAUCGAAGCACCUGCUACUAGAAGUAAACGGCUACAAGCGAAAACUGAGACACCGCAGGCGAAUCCGGAACCGGCAAAGAAAGUAGAGAAGCUUGCUCAGGUACCAGUUCAGCAACCAGUACAACAUAACAAGGACGAAUUUAAAACGGGGCAAGUAAUGAACGUAGAAGAAGAAGACGAUGAAGACGAUGAGGAGGACAAUUCAGAUUCAGAGGAUGAUCCAGAUCGACUAUGGUGUAUCUGUAAACGGCCACAUAAUAAUCGAUUUAUGAUAUGCUGCGACGUCUGCGAAGACUGGUUCCAUGGAAAAUGUGUACAUGUCAGCAAAGCCAUGGGUCAACAAAUGGAGGAGAAGGGUAUAGAAUGGGUUUGUCCGAAUUGUCUAAAGAAAAAAGCUGAGGAAGAAAAGACGAAGUCGAACUUGCAAUCACUACCUGGAAAACAAAAAACAAAGGUUGAAUCAGGUGAAAAUUUGUCGCAAGCUAUACCGAAAGAAUUACCGGCUUCUAUAGAUCACGACGGCGCCGCUCCAACUUCUAGCACAAUGCAGUGUGUUGUUUGUAAGAAGGAAGCUAGAAAUUCUAGCAUUUAUUGUUCGGAUGCAUGUAUUCUUACACAUGCUCAGGAAACUUUAACUAAAGACAAACCCGUGCCAUCUGGAUUAAAUGUAAAAUCUACGAAAUUAUCCGUGGAAUCUAUGAAGACAAAACCUGAAAGUAGAGUAAUAGUCUUUGAUAAAAAAACUGGUAAAGUUCUUACCGGUGCAGAUGCUCCUGUAAGAUCCAAUUUACGAACAUGGUUGAAAGAGAAUCCAAGUUAUGAAAUAGUAGAAGCUAAUAAUAUUAAUACACUUCAAAUAGGUGGAAAGCUCGUCACGAAAAUUCAAACAACUGGAAAAACCGUAAAAACUACGCAGUUAUCUUCAACUAAAGUGCAAAACAUGCCAAAGAUGAUUUAUACCAAGGUAGCAGGAUCAAAACAAACUGUUCUAGCAUCCAACAAAAAAAUUACAAUAAUUCCCGCUAUGCAACAACAAACGUCGUCGGGCAAUAAAUCAACACAACUAAAACAGACGAUAACAACAAUGUCAGGAAAAAAUCCUAUGGUAUUGAAGACACCAAAGAGUGUCACACAGGUACAACUGAAAACUCAAGCGGCAGGUUCGCCGAAGCAAACAUCGACUAAGAAGCAGGAAGCAAAGCCAUCACCAUCUCAAUUAAAACAAACUAAAUUAACACCAGUAAAGAAACCAGAAACAGAACCUAUACGAGUGAAUAUCCGUAAAACGCUGACGGAAUUACUGUCUAGCCGUAUAAAAGAAACUGAAGAUCUGAAAUUAACUGAUGAGGAGAUUGCCGAUUUGGCUUUCAACAUAGAACUCGAAAUGUAUAAAUAUUUCAAGGACACUGGCUCUAAAUACAAAGCAAAGUACAGGAGUCUUGUGUUCAACAUAAAAGAUACUAAGAAUUUGACGUUAUUUAGAAAGAUCGCAGAUCGCUCAUUAACACCUGAUGCUGUAGUGCGAUUAAGUCCGGACGAGAUGGCUAGUCAGGAAUUGGCUGAGUGGCGUGAAAAGGAAACUAAACAUCAACUAGAAAUGAUAAAGAAGAACGAACUGGAUUUGAUGGCUCAGGCCAAGUCGAUCGUCGUCAAAACUCACAAGGGUGAACAGAUAAUCGAGAAUGAUGGUGGAAUCGAUCACGUUGAUCCUAAAACGCCUGUACAAGAUAUCGUUUCCGCGUUAAAUAAUGGCGACAGUAUAAGUUCUACAGUUGAUGAUCUGGAGAAAGAUAAAAGCAAGGAUAGAUUAAAAGCGCAAAUAGAAACAAAGAAAUCUAAGAAUGCGGACGAACGAAGGAAAAAGGAUAAAGAGAAAGGGAGAGAGCACGACGGCACAAAAUUCAAGGCCAAGGAUCGACAGGAGAGAAGUCGCAGUCGGCAUCGUCGUAGUCGAGAUCGAGAUCGCAGCAAGACGCGAGACAAGAGCAAGGAGCGGAAGUCGAACAGAAACAAGGAAAGCAGACGCGACAAGGAUAGAGAGCGAGAGAAGGAUCGAGAUCGAAACAGAGAUCGAGACAAGGCAAGUAUAAAGGAGAGAGACCGGCAGAAAGAGAAGGACAGACAUAAGCGUAAUGAUAGUCAUUCGAGAAAUCGUAGCGGAAGUAGAGAUUCUAAGGAUCUCGAUAAACGAGAUGAGGAACGUAAGAAGGAAAUGGAAAAGAAAAAGGAGAUUUCUCCAGCACCUGUGGAAAAACCGAUAGAGGAUCGUCUCUGGCGGCACAUAGAAGACGAGGCAACAACGAACACGAUUGAUGGGAACGAUUCCGAUAUAUCUGACAGAGAACCUAGUUCUACCGUCACGAUCAAAACGCCCGAUAUAAACGAAGAAUCCGAGAGAGACAAAGAACAGGUAACAGACAAGGAAACAUCGGCGAAGGGCAGUUGGCACACCGUCUGGCGCGGUUUUGUUAAUAUGGUUGACGUCGCUAAAUUUUUCAUAACUGCGCAAGAAGUAAGCGGCAAUGCCAAAGAUCUCAUGGACGAUUUGCCGGAUACCGUUGAUGUCGUCGGUAGGAUCAGUCACGAAACUGUUUGGGACUACAUCUCGAAAAUGAAGAGGAGCGGUUCAAAGGAGAUUCUAAUCAUCAGAUUAACAGCUGCGAAUGACGAAGAGAAGAUUCCUUAUAUAACAUUGUACAGUUAUUUGAACAGUAGAAGUCGUUUAGGCGUUGUUGGUAAUGUUUCCAAAAAUAUCAAAGACUUUUAUAUAAUGCCAUUUUCGAAUCAGAGUACAAUACCGUCGGUUCUGAUGCCACUCACCGGACCUGGAUUUGAGGAGAAUCGGCCACAUCUACUUCUCGGUAUCAUAGUUCGUAACAAGAAAAAACGAUUAUCGGCUGUGCCGCCAGUAAUACCUUCGAAAACGUCCAAGACAUCCGACAGAAGUUAUACUCCGCCAUUGGUUAGCGUACCGAAGGAGAAGACUUUAUCACCGUCACCAACUUCGUCCCCCAUGUUGUAUAAAGCGACCACGUUAGAUUCAACAAAAGAGAAGGCAACAACGGCGACGGCGACAGUGACACAGAUGACCUUGGAAUCUUUAAACAAGGCGCAUAUAGGUAUGUCACGCGGCAUCAUAGACACCGCGACGAUAUGCAAAAUUGUGCCGGAAUUGUCGUCAAAAAUCGACCUGACCUCAUCACCUGGUAAAGUUGCAUUAGACGAUGACGGUGACGAGCCGUACAGCCCUGGCGAGAUGGAUGACGAUAUGAACAAUCUGGAGACGACCGUCGACAGCGCCGCUAAUAUUUUGUCUUCAUCUAGCAAGAACUCCACAGAGUUACAGAGGAAGAUGGACGAACUGAAUCGACAGAUUGAGGAGCAGAAGCAACAGAUCGAGGAACAGAGGCAACAAAUACAAAGUAUUAGUUCGUCGUUUCUCGACGAAACGACGCCUACUUUGCCGGGUUUGGGACUAGAUCCGCCCGCUGAUGAUUCCGAAGAAGCUUACAGCCCAUCGAACGCUCGGUCCUUCACGCCUCCGCCACCCAUCUCCAAGUUUGCACAGCCUAUCCUUGAUAAGGUCUCGGACAUUACUAUACCGCCGAAUUUACAGGAGAUCCUGGCGAAUGUCAAGCGACAGGAAUCCUCGAAAGUGGACCCUUAUCUUCCAUCGAAACCUAGCGCAUCAUUUCUCCCCACACUCUAUCAGAAUUCGGAGAGAUAUUCGCCCUCGCCUUCUUCUAGAAUGAGUCAGUCGGAGAAAACACCACUAGAAGUUUCCAAAGAAAAUAGAAGCACUUUGAGUACUUUGAGCGAUCUUGAUCUGAUCAGAAAGGCCGAGGAGGAAUUGGCUGCUGUCGAAGCAGCAUCCGCAUUACCGACGCUACCAACCUCUUCCAUAUCGUCGUCGUUGCCAUCAUCCUUGCUCGUUUUAACGCCGCCGGCCAUUGGCUCUGCGAGUGACGCAGCGAUAUCGCCGUCACUGCAAGUUCUUCCGUCAACGGAACCUGUGUUGGAGGCGAAUAAAUCGUACAAACCAAAUUCUUCAGAUUCUUUCAAGAAAAGCUUCACCCCUGAACAGCCAAAGCCACCUGGUCUUGAGGAUGAAGAUUUUCCCUCUUUUCCGUCGACUCCGCCAGCGAUGGACGUCUCUAAAGUAGCAGGCACAUCCCACUCAAAGGUCUCACCCAAAAGCGGAAUAGUACUGAACGUCAAGCGGAAGUUGAGCGACGACGGCGACUCACCAUCGCCCUCUAGAAUACCGAGGACAAAAUCUCGCUGGGGUCAAAGACCAUCUGAAUAAGAGUCUCUAAUUCUUAUGAUUUGUGAUUCACGGGAUGGUGACCCUCCAACACGUAGUCUUUCUAGCGUAUCGCUAUCUAGUGAACAUUGUCGUGUACAAAGUGACAUUGUAUUUCUUUUGCGCGAGGAAAAAAUAAUCCAACGGAGCGAUAAACUACUAAAAGAGCUUGGCUGUAACUUGUAACAUAAAUUGUAAAAGACGAUCUCUCCGUUGUCUAUUUCUGAGCGGAAUUAUAAAUUGGUAUACUAUAAAUGAAAAAGAAAGAUAUGUAUGCGAAGUUGUCAGUAUGAAAGAGAAAGAACGAAUGAAAUUGUAAAUGUGAAAUCUAGCGUACUUGACAGUGAGUCGUAUGCAUUUCCGUAAGCGUUUGUUGAAUAUCGUUAAGAAAAACACUGUAUAUUUUUAGUAAGUGUUGAAUAUAGAAAUACAGGUGAGGUUUCUUCGCUCAAAAGUAUUUGUACACAAGCAAUCAAUAAUGUCUUCUCUCGCUUGAAGUUAGCAGAGUUCCGAACUUUUUAUAAUGCACGUAACGCAUCUUGUAUAAAAUAUGUGUGCAUGUGGAAAGCAGGUAAUUUUAAGUGAUAAAACAUUAUUGACCGCUAGUUUUUCUCGAGGAAGAAAUAAUGUGCGAUACUUCUAUGAUAUGUAUGUUUGUUAGAAUUUUGUCUACGCAGGAAUAUGGACAAAAUUAUACCCUUCCGUAAUCCUCUAUCCGCUGUAUUCUCAUGUCUACCGUUAAAACGAAUUUUUCGCGAAUUAUAUCCGCGAGAAGGAUUGCAUCUUCCACGUGUUUACUAGAGAUUCUGUAAUCAAAGUCUUGCCAUAAGGCAGUUUUAAUUGGUUUACUAUUUUUUGUCACUUCCCGAAAGAAAGAAAUAGGAAAAAGAAGGGAAUAAGAAAGAGCUAAUAAAUUUACAUCCUUUGCAAAAUUUUGAUAAAAUCGCCUUACUAAGUUGAUUGUCUCUAGUAUUUAUUGACAACGAGAGACAUGUAGAGGCAGGUUUUGUGAAGUAUCUGGAUAAGUCAAUUUAAAUCUAUUGUUCGAAGCUAAUAUGAUGUGUUCAAGACUUAAGUGUGACGACUGUUAAUGAUGAUUUUUUGAAAUUGUUUCGAAACAAAAAUCCUAAUAUCAAACUGUCGAAGCAACAAAAAUUUUUUUUUAAUCAGAAGAUUUAGAUUUAAUCGAUCAAACUAUCCAGAAUUUGCAUGCUCAAACAUUGCACAUCGCACAGUAAUACAGGUGUUCUUAAACACGAAUAUCAUUUUUUUUUUCUAUUAAUACGAUUUUCCACACAUCUGCUGAUAUUUUUAGUUCGGAAAAGUUCUCGGAAAUUUUGGAAAGAUUUUUUCAUUACCUUUUUUUUUUUUUUAAUUUUUGAGGCUUUACUGUCCUCAAUGAUUUUAAGGUUUCUUUCAUAUUUAAGAGUUCUAAUAGAUAAUUCAUCAGUUUGAUAUCAUUACUAGUUUCUGUAUUUUUAUCUCGAAACGAUUUCAAGAGUUUAUCAUUAAUUGUUGCUACACGAAGUGUGGAACACAAUGUAUAAUGAUAAGAGAAUAUUUUUAUUUUGAAUUAUUUGUAAGAAUAAUUACCUUAAUUUUUUUUAGAAUACUUAAAAAUCACCUUGUAUAGACUAACUCUAUUGAUGCUAAUGGGUGCUUUCCAUGUAAUAAUACAAGACGCAAACAUUAUUCUAUCCUUUUUUUAUGUUCAAUAAGUAGUAAAGAUAGAACGACGCUCGUAUCGACUUGUGUCACUAAAUUGGAAGCAUCCGAUGUAUGUAUAGCUUAAUGUAUCGCCGUACAAGGUACAUAAGCAAUCGUGUUGCUUGAUCGACGUACUCGUGGUAUAUACGCAGAACUUACACGCACAUGCGUCGAAUCAGAGCACGUAUUACUCUUGUAAAUACCAAAGCGAAAAGAUAAAAAACUUGGCGAAUGCAAUCACAUCGCCCUUGUGUAUGUAAAUAUAUAUACAUACAUACAUAUAUAUAUAUAUAUAUAUAUAUGUGUGUGUGUGUGUGUAUAAGCGCGCGCGAUACAAAACACAAGUUUCUGUAAUAUAUUUUAUUAAGAGUUUCAAAUCGGCAAAAAUAGCUAUGGCUCUCUCGCAUAAAAAUAUACAAAGUAGCCCCAAUUAUUUUAUUUUGUCUUGAAAGAGAUCCACAGAACUGAUUUUCGAGAAAUUGGAAUUGAAAAAUACAUGUAUACAAUAAAAAUUAUACAGGAUGUUUGAUAAUGACCAAAUCACCGUUCGCGAUAGAACAGAUCAAACAGCAGAAACCUCUACUAUUUUAUAAACUUUGCAAUAAUUUACGAGAUAUUAAUUAUUGAAAAUUGCCGACUUAGUUCAACCUGCUCUGAGCAAAAUCUCAAGCGCAUGGCGAGACACGGCGGGAUAGGACCACCCGGCUCUCAAGGUUGCAAGACGCGCGGGAAAUCGUUUAUUAUAAGCGGCAACAGAAAUGGCCCAAUAUCGCUUGAAAAAAACUACCCGCGCACAUAGCAACGAUGAUUGGACGUAGGACGUCUCAUCACGCGCUUACAUCUGUGAUAGGUCUGACGUAUUCGGCUAGCUUUAAUAAUUAGUAUCUCGUAAAUUAAUUAUUGCAAAGUUUGCAAAAUUAUAGACAUUUCUUCUUCUUUCUUGAUCUGCUCUAUUAACUCGUAAGAAGUAUUUCAGUCAUUAUUGACUCCCUAUAUACAUAUAUGUACACACGCAUACACAUAUAUAUCUUUUAAAUGUAUUUUUUAAGUAUAUAUUUAACAUAAUGUAUAACUAUAACAUUUAAAGAUAAUUAUUUGAACAUAAUUAAAGAGACCGUUAUGUUUAAAUUUUCUUUGUAAAUAAAAAUUUAAAGAAUAAUACUUAAUUCAAAUUAUUUUUGAUAGGAUAAAAGUACAGAUUGAAAAAAUAGCGAAGAAUAUCAGUUACGAUAUUUUAAAUUCUGUUCACUAUCAUAGAUAUAGUAAGAAUAGAUCGAGCAUAUCUAUUGCUAGAUAUUGAUUAAAAGUGCGUUCUACUUAAUGCCCGCCAUACUCGCGAGCUUUGUGUAUUUUUGUUUAAUAUUUGAUAAACAAUAUGGAUGAAAUAGUGCCAAGAGUAUCAUUUGCAAGUUUAAAUGGAACGCAUCCCAGGUAAAAUAAAAACAGAAAGCAGUAUUUCUUUCUUUAUGUUUUAUUUCAAUUGCCUCUCCUCUUUUACUAUUAAUUGUUUUUCUUCGUUUUCUACGUGAUCUUAAACUUUCGCACUUUAUGCUCAGUCUAUUUUUUCUGUGUCUAUGGUCGCAUUAUGAUGCAUUGUGAUAAUGCAAAUGUGUUUUAAAUUAAAUUCCGACUUCAAACAGUUCAAGCAAACAGCGAUGUAUAAAUCGUGCACAAUAUCACUCCGACCAGAAAACGCUGAUCACACGCGCACGCAACAUGCACAAUAUUUGAUUGUAUAAUUACAUACAAGACGCAGUUAAUGCAUACAUGCGUUUUUGUUGUGUACAAUAAAUAUAAAAAAUAUAUA
Molecule: messenger RNA, 10830 nt
Organism: Solenopsis invicta (red fire ant)
Lineage: Eukaryota; Metazoa; Arthropoda; Insecta; Hymenoptera; Formicidae
Gene: pps
Product: death-inducer obliterator 1
Exons: 16
Coding region: 333-7319 (2328 amino acids)
Biological process (GO): DNA-templated transcription
Cellular component (GO): nucleus
Molecular function (GO): protein binding
Source: RefSeq, a predicted model, not a curated record